AUGGUAGAUGCCCAGAAUAAUAAUGCAGAAUCACAGACGAGAUCUGAGUUUUCGUGCAGUGAGGCCUCUAUAUCUAUCCAUCAUGAGAUCUUUGAACUGACUAAGUUCAAAGUGGCGAGUUCAGCUACUGCACAGAUGAUACAGGUAACGCUGUAUCUGAUUCUACAUACCGUGUACGGACUGACUCAAUCUUUAGGACCAUCGCCAUCAUUUGCAAAUGCAUCUAAUAGAACUUCUUCUAUUACAAAUCAAUCAGAUACAUUGACCGCGACAAAGGAUGUCAUCGGCUCAUCUACUAUGUCGAAUCCAUCAAAUCUUGAUGUAGUUAAGCAGAUUAAACGUAUAAAUGUAGAUGGAUCCUAUACUCUAGGAUAUGAAGCUGAAGAUGGUUCAUUUAAAAUUGAAAGUAGAGAUGUUCUUGGUAAUGUAAAAGGGACAUUUGGAUUUAAAGAUGAUGAGGGAGAAAUCAAACGAAUAUCCUAUUCGGCAAUUAAUCAAACUGCGACAAAAAAUUCUGGUAAACCAGUCGAGUCAAGUUCAAGUUCUUUAUUACCAAGUAGUAUGAAACCAUAUACUACGUCCAUUUAUUCACAAAUUAACACAACACCUUUAACGACAAAAGAAACUGUUAUACAAUCGAUUCCUAGGAGAAGAACAGAAAAUGCUUUGGGGAGUGAAAGUACCGUCAUCAGUUAUGAUAGUUCGAAUUUGGCACACAAUGUUUAUCCUGCUUCUAAGCAGUUUAAAAAUAUUAAUAUAGUUUUACCAGUCACAACUGCAAACCCUAGGCCUGCUGUUAUAAUAAAACCUGCAAUAGACAAAAAUGUAAAAAAAUCAAUUAUAGAAGGACAAGUGGAUAGUCCAAGUGAUGCUGAAAAUAAAACAAAUAAUAUCCCAUUACUGCGACAACCGAGUCAUCAAGUAUCUUUUAGAAACUUUAAUGACAAUGUAAAACUUGACAGAAAAAGCAAUUUGCACAGAAAAUAUAAUGAAAGUACUGGUGUGCAUUAUGAAGCGCAGGAGCAGAUUAUCAAUUACGACAAAUUAUCGGGUGAUGAUGCAGCUCAUGUCUACGGAGGCAGUUUUUCUACGGGUAAUCCACAUUUAAUGAUUAGUACAACAGCUUCUCCUCGUGAUAAUGUAUUUUCAGCAUUAUCAGCUAGAAACAGGCAUUCAAAUUAUGUACCAUUAAAAACUGUACCUCAAACUAUCGAAUAUGUUCAAAAGACGCAGGAAUUUCCGAACAAGGUAGUUAUCAAGUUUCCCGAUAUAGAGCAUUCAAAAACGUCAACUGAAAAUCCACUUCAGUUUCCUACAAGUCACUCUCAAUAUAAAAACUUGCGCAACUAUGACCAUUACAAUUCACGUGGUAGAGUAGAACAUAAUCAUAAUCUUAGAAGAGCACAAAUCUUACGAGAGCGUUCCAUUGUACCAUUAACUAAAAAUGCACAGAGAUCAGAAUACCAUACUACUUUAGAACAGGUACACGAUGAAGAAAGUCGAUAUAUACAUGAAAGCAGUUCUUCUAAUCAAAUACCGUCAUCUAAAGAUGAACACCAAACAGAACAUCAUCCAGGUGCUAUUUUGCACAACUCAGUUAAAAAUCCAAAUAUCAGACUUUCGUACAUUAGCAAUUCUUACACGCCUCAUCAAGAUUUUAAACCGUAUCAGUCUAAUUAUGUACCGAUUUUACCUUUCGCCGAUUACAACCAAUAUUCUGGUGAAAAUUAUAAUAUGAUUGGAUUGCCUUUGACUACUAGAGAUUUUCAAAUAUUGCUUCAGCAAAUUAUACGUAAACAUAGACAUGGACAAAAUUAUAAUCUUCAUAAUUCUAAUCCCGGAUUUUCAGAAUUUGACGAGCAUCAAGUAUCUCAUUAUAAAAGAGUGAACAGUCCCAUGAUAUUUAGUGCCCAACAGAACAUCCCGUAUUCGAUGUACAGACAAGCGCCAAUACAUCGGCAAAAAUUAGAACACAGAGAAUAUGAACCUUUAUUAUCAGAAAGUUCUUUCAAUCACAAAUUUUCACCUAGAAGAGAUUUGCCAUACGAAAUGGGUAUAUCAUUGCGUCCAAAUCCUCAAGAACGUUUAGAUCAGUCGAACGUAUACUUACCUGCAGAAGUAAGGGAAGCUUUACUUUUGAGAAUGCUUAUGUUAGCAUUGACUCCAGACGGGUAUAUUGCAUCAUCCAGUAUCAACGACAAAACAACAAUAUCGCCUUCAUUCAUGAAGAAAAAACCUGUAAGAAGUGUACAAAUAUUGGGCGAGGAAUCACGACCGCACACAAAAAGAUAUGAAGGCGAAAUGCAAUAUGAGCAUCCUGCUAAUUUUUAA
This is a messenger RNA of Ctenocephalides felis (cat flea), 2331 nucleotides long. RefSeq lists its product as uncharacterized. The coding region runs from base 1 to 2331 and encodes 776 amino acids. The transcript is spliced from 3 exons. The record is from RefSeq and is a predicted model, not a curated record. NCBI's taxonomy places the organism in Eukaryota, Metazoa, Arthropoda, Insecta, Siphonaptera, Pulicidae.